AUGGUUCAUCAAGCUCAUGAACAUGGAGACUUGUUCUCCCGGAGAUGCAUACUGGUAAACGGUCCGGUGAUAGUUGGGGCUGGCCCAUCGGGGUUGGCAGUCGGUGCAGGUCUCCAGCAACAAGGGGUUCCCUUUGUCAUCGUUGACCGUGCUGACUGCAUUGCUUCCCUCUGGCAAAACAAGACUUACGAUCGUCUGACACUUCAUCUCCCAAAGAAAUUCUGUCAAUUACCCUUCUUCCCUUUCCCACCUAAUUUCCCUGAGUACCCUUCCAAAUAUCAGUUUGUUGACUACCUUGAAUCAUAUGCGAAGAAAUUUCAGAUAAACCCACGUUUUAAUGAGUCCGUUCAGUCUGCUAAGUAUGACGAGAGCUGUGGGUCGUGGCGUGUGAGGACUGUUGUGGAUGAUUCUGAGGUUGAGUAUAUAUGUAGGUGGCUGGUGGUGGCAACCGGAGAGAAUGCGGAGAAGGUGGUGCCGGAGUUUGAAGGGUUGGAUGAGUUUCCCGGCCGUGUUAUGCAUGCUUGUGACUACAAGUCCGGCAAGGCUUUUGAAGGUGAAAGAGUUUUGGUGGUUGGCUGUGGGAACUCCGGCAUGGAAGUUUCUCUUGAUCUUUGCCACCACAAUGCUUUUCCGUCCAUGGUUGUGCGAAGCUCGGUUCAUGUCUUACCGAGGGAAACUUCUGGAAAAUCAACAUUCGAAUUGGCAUCUUCGUUGAUGAAAUGGUUGCCAGUAAAGGUGGUGGAUAAGAUUCUGUUGAUUCUUGCUAGGUGUAGUCUCGGGAAUUUAGAGAAAUAUGGUAUAAAGAGACCAGUAAUGGGUCCAAUUGAGCUCAAGAACACUCAUGGGAAAACCCCUGUUCUGGAUAUUGGUGCAUUACAAAAGAUCAAAACUGGAAAGAUUCAAAUAGUUCCAGGAAUCAAGAAAUUUUCAAGUACUGGUGUGGAGCUCGUUAAUGGCGAAAAUUUAGAAAUAGAUUCAGUUAUUUUAGCAACGGGGUAUUGCAGCAACGUUCCUUCAUGGCUAAAGGAAAGUGAUUUAUUUACAAGAGAAGGGAUGCCAAAGAUGCCGUUUCCAGAGGGGUGGAAAGGGAAAUCAGGGUUAUAUGCAGUUGGGUUCACAAGGAGAGGUCUCUCUGGUGCAUCUUUUGACGCCAUUAGAGUCUCACAAGACAUUGCUAAAAUUUGGCAUCAAGAAACCAAAUCACAAAGCAAUCAUUAUGUCACUGUUUCGUGUGAUCGAAGAUGUAAAUAG
Messenger RNA from Lactuca virosa, 1251 nucleotides. The record is from the annotation of a GenBank genome assembly. NCBI's taxonomy places the organism in Eukaryota, Viridiplantae, Streptophyta, Magnoliopsida, Asterales, Asteraceae.